GAACCCGUUGGAGAAGGCACAACACAUAGGACAAAAAAGAAGUAAACUUUGGGACAGAUAAACACCUGGCAACGCGGAGGAAAGAAACCGAGCAGAACUUGGCAACAUCUCUUCUCUCCCCUGGCUCUCCGGUGUGUGAAGACACCGUGCUAUAGUUCCUAUCUUUAAAGUCACCCAGUGCCUCUCUACAUCAUAGAUGAUUAUUGUCCUCCCACAUCUUCGCCAGAGCAAAAAACGAACCGUACACCAGCAGGACGAAAAGAAACUGUAGUGAUUUGUAGUCAAGUGAUUUUCUCCAACAUUUUGAGCAAAUUCAGAUGAACCACAGCUACCAGAGUUUACCUGUCAAUAGUGUAUUAAGUUAGCUGCCCCCAAGAUCAACCAUUAUCAAAGCUUCUGAUUAGUCUAAACCUCGUUCAUCAGCAUUACUCAGUUAUCUCUUAAAGUCAGUCUAUCUAAGAAAGCUGCAAACAGUACUUAGCACCAUUAUGGCCUCCAUCACCCAGUCAUCCCAGCCCGAGAUCCCAGACAACCACAAAGAGAGCUGGCUGGCGCUACUUUCCGCUGCGGAGACGUAUUGCCAAAAGUCUGGCUGCGACUUGGCCAUACUUACAGCCUGUAAGAAGUUCCGGUUGUCGGCUGGAGACGUAGACGGGAGGAGGAGCGGCAGUGCCUUUCCUAAGGAGUGUGAUUUCUCCUACAAUGUAUGGGGUCAGGGGUUUCUGGCCGAGUCGGCGCGCCGCUACAUGGACGACAUCGGCGUGCUGCACUCCACAACCAUGCUAACAGCCCAAAAGCACACACGCCAGGCAGUAGGAGAGGGAGGAACCAAGCUGAUGGUUGACCUGACCUCAGACCCCGGACACAGGGGGAACUUCACAGGAGACGGAGGGGUGGGGGGAGUCAGUCCCAACGGCAGACUGUACUCCCAAAGCUACCCGUCAAUCUACAGCUCAGGAGCUGUGACCGGGCAGGGCACCGGGCAGAACGGUAACGGAGAGAGGGAACGGGAGAAGGAUGUCCUGGAGGCCGAGCAGGGGAGACAGAGGUCAGGGAUUGUGGACUUGGAAGAAGAGUGUGAGGACGAGGAGGAGGAGGAGGAGGACAUGGAUGAGAGGAGACCCUAUGGGAAUGAAAGCGCUGGUGUCUUCUCCAUGGACGAGGACUCUCUGUCCCGGGACUGCGAGCCGUUCUUUGAGUCCGACGGGGAGGAAGAGAGCACCGAUGGCUCUUUGAGCGAGGACGCUCCUCCGCCGCCACGUGGCAUGGCUAUGGGUCAGGCCUCGUACUCGUCCCGUCACGCCCACCCCAUGGCUCUGGCCCGCUCGCUGCCCGUAUCUGUGCCUGUGUGGGGCUGCAGAGGAAACCGAUCUGCUCAAGGAGAGGGCAACAGUGGAGAACGGGUGGGCUGCGCUGACCUGGAGCACAUCGCCGCCAGCAUGAAGGCCCUGCUGGCCCCCGGAGCCACCGAUGGGACAGAAAUGUUUGGAGCCCUGCCUCGGCCCCGUCUCAACACAGGGGACUUCUCCCUCAAGCACUGAGAGAGAGAGGGAGAGAGAGACAGAGAGAGCGAGGCGACUUGAGAGAGAAAGAGAAAGGGAUAGAGAUAGAGGGAGAGGGUCAGAGCGAUAAAAGAAACGUGGAGAGAAGUUGUGGUGACAGGAGGAGAGCUGGAUUGUCUGGCAGAUGUGACGUACAGUAUGUGAAACCGUGUAAAAGCUAGUACCUCCAUUUAUUUCUCACUAACCAAAAUUAACGGCACAUGCUUUGAGGAGUAACUGACAAAAAGACGUGUUGUUAUAAACACUAAUAACAUUUUCAACACUAUACUCCCCCUCCCUCCUCGUCACUACACAUUUUCACAAUACUAGUUACUACACAUCCCACCACACUACAUUAGGGCCUCAAAAUGUGUCUGUAGUGACCCACUGCACUGACCAACACACACACUAAUAAAACAGGGUGUAUAAGUAGUCUAACUGACACGAGCGAUCGUUAAUUGUUACGAACCUUGUGUGCUGAUUGGUUUGCUUUGGUAAAAUUACCUGUGAAGUGAUGAGAACUAGGGGAACAGCCAUCUGUACCCGGGUUGAUCGUUGGCUCCGGUGCUGCAUGCCAACUAUCAGACACCAUUUUGAGCGAUGUUAGCAUUAUUAGUGAUGUGUUAUCCUAAAAGAUAUAUGGCAACGCGUUUGAACGCUUCUGAACCGUGGCGUAAAAUUAGGAAAACUUAAACUCUUUUGUGAAAUACGCUUCUGUGCGUUCUUUCCAAGAGUUGGCUGAGAAAAAUUAUACCUCGCUUAAUAUAGAGUGGAAGCAGAGGGAAACAGCUACUCUGGCUCUCUUUAAAGUUCAAAAAUACACAUACCAGCUCCUCUAAACCUCACUAAUUAACUACAUUUUUCUAUAAUCGGCACACAUACAUAUCUGUUUCCUGUAUGUGUUUCACACAAAGAACGAAGAAGAAAAACGCCCCAUUAUUUAGUCCCAUCAUUUAAGUCCUCUAAAUUAGUUACGUUCUUGGAGCAACUUAACAAAAGAAACUAGAUGCAAACUGCGUCUAGCUCAUUUUUAAAUUAAGUGAAUUGAUUAUAUUAGUGUUAAUAUUGGAUUUAGGUGUAACUGCCAGGGAUGGUGGUUUUGCCGUUGCUGUCAGAAAUUCCUGAGAGCUUUAACUCAGAAUUACAACCUGGAGGGUGACAUGAAUGUAUUUCGGGACUCAUGAACGUAACCAUAGUGCUAGUGUCCGGUAACUUCAAUGUGCAGACAACAGGACCCUGGGAAAUCACUUUCAGGUGCGUGUUGUUUGUCAAGAAGUCUUCCAACAUGUAAAAAAAAAUUACAUUUCUGUGUUAACAGACUAAACAAAAUAAUAAGUAAACCAGUAAAUUGGUGAGCUCUGAUAGUGUUGAUAGGUGUAUUUUUGGACUUUCAGAGAGAACCAGGUUAGCUGGUUUCCCCUGCUUCCCGUCUUUAUGCUAAGCUAAGCUAAUGCUCAUGGCCAUGCUGUCAUUUAGCACAAUAUAUGCUAAAGUUUUAGCAUCAGGCACAAGAGCCAGUGAUCUUCCUGGAUCACAUGGAUGUUUUCUCUGCAUGCUCCUGUUGUUUACCGGGUAAGUUGACCAACAGGCCAGUUGUUGUCACCCCUGCCCCCAUUAAAAGAAUUAAACCCAAUCUAUUCCUUAAAGGGGUAGAAACCAGACUUAACAUGAAGCUUGUGGCUUUUUCAAAAUGUGAGCGGAGGACACCAGCACCUCCUCAUAACAUGCCUAUUUGUACUUUUACUUUUGCCAAUGAAUGACUGACUGAUAGAAUGAUUGUAAAUCAAUACUGAGUUAUAGGGGAUGGUGGUUUUUUUGCUCCAGAUAUCUUGUUGAAAUGACUGAAUGAAUGAGAAACUGACUGUGUGAGAGAAAGAGAGAGAGAUGGGUUGAUUUGAGUGGAACAAAUGUCCAUCUCUGACAAUACAAAAACAAAUAAAUGUUCCGUUAAGUACUUUUAUGUUUCAAAUAAAGGAGCAACACCAAGAGAAUAA
Morone saxatilis (striped sea-bass) is the source of this 3535-nucleotide messenger RNA. RefSeq names its product AKT1 substrate 1 (proline-rich) (gene akt1s1). NCBI's taxonomy places the organism in Eukaryota, Metazoa, Chordata, Actinopteri, Moronidae. Gene Ontology annotation, biological process: negative regulation of TOR signaling; negative regulation of protein kinase activity; neurotrophin TRK receptor signaling pathway. The record is from RefSeq and is a predicted model, not a curated record. Gene Ontology annotation, cellular component: cytoplasm.